Messenger RNA from Leishmania braziliensis MHOM/BR/75/M2904, 3471 nucleotides. RefSeq lists its product as hypothetical. The record is from RefSeq and is a predicted model, not a curated record. Bases 1 to 3471 code for a protein of 1156 amino acids. Gene Ontology annotation, molecular function: chromatin binding. Lineage: Eukaryota; Euglenozoa; Kinetoplastea; Trypanosomatida; Trypanosomatidae. Gene Ontology annotation, biological process: mitotic chromosome condensation. The transcript has a single exon. Gene Ontology annotation, cellular component: condensin complex.
AUGCACACGCCCGAGCCGCGGCUCCGCCACAGCGGCGGCGGGGUCGCGAGCCCCACACCUCAUGUCAGCUCGAACAACGCAACGCCGACGCCGCGGGCUGGUUUUCUGCGCCGAGGUGGCAGUGACAUGCUACACGAUGCCAUCGCUGCCGGGCCGUCCGUCCUGUUUGACGAGGAGACAGGCACGGCCGUGGCCGUCUGUGCCUCCCCGCAGCCCAGCCAGCUCACGCAGAAGCAACAACUGUACGCCGGUCAGACUCGGCUGCCGCGCCAGCGCCCACGUUUUCACACCGUGCAGGAUCUUGACGUUGCGCUGAACCAAGCCAUUGAGGGCAAGAUCACCAGCCGCAACGCAUGGGCCAGCAAGGAGGCCAGCGACCUCCUGGAGGGCAUCACUCACACCAUCGAGACGACGCUGGAUGCCGCGUCGACUGAUGACUACUCUGGCUUCGCUAAGGCGGCAACGGUUGUGGAGGGUUGCUCGAAGGUGUGGACGAGCCGCGUGGACAGCACCUAUCAACGGAGCAACCAGAUGGUCCAGCGCCUGCUGCGCAAAGAUGACGCGUCCGGCAAACCGCCGACAGGCGACGGAGACGACGGUGAAGAAGAAGAUGGCGAGGAGGGUGAUGUGCAGCAGCGCCCGAAGAGCCGUUCGCGUAGCGUGGCCGCUGCAUCUGCGUCUGCCGCUGCCACGCGCACCCUGGCAAUGGAGGCUACGGAGAUCAACCUGGAUAGCAAGAGCCGCACGGCGCUCACGCAGACCGGCGUCAAUGCGCAGUUCCGCGCGAUUACCUCGAAGUUCGAUCAAGGUAACGCGCAGGGACUUCUCAUGAACAAUGCACCGAUGGGCCGGGCCGGCAACAUCAUCUUAGACGUGGAUUACUCUGUCAUGCCCAUUUCAGCGGCCGUGAGUGGUGGAAGUCGCCAGGGCAGCCACCGCAUAUUGGGCACCAACGCCCCACCGCCAUCGAGGGGCAGUGGUGCAGAAGGCCAGGAGAAUCAGGGGGAGCCGGUGGCACCCUCGCGCGUGUCGCAGCACGCCGCUGUUGAGCUCGACACUGCCGUGUACGAGACUGUCACUGAUUUGCCCCCGUACCGGGGCAUGAUGGCAGCUGUGUCGCCUACUGACCAACUCAGGAGCGCCCGCGACUCCGAGUCCUUCCCGCAGACAUGUGACAGCACCGGCGGAGCCAGCUGUGCCGGCGAUGCGCGUGGCAGUCAAGCAAGCGCAAUCGAUCCGCUGCUGCUCCUUCCGCACGUCUCACCGCGGAAGCAAGAGGUGAGUGACCUCGCCCGCUUAUCGCUCAAGUCCAACACAUGCAAGGGCUACAACAGCAGCGGCACUGCCGCUGAGGGGACCAGCGAGGGUCGCAGCCGCAUAACACCUCACAGUGACUGGACGGUGCCCGCUACUGCUGGUGGCGAUGCAGUAAAAAGCCCCUACGACAGCCAGCAGGAGCAGGAAGUCGAGGGUGAGUUUGCCACCCGUGGCAACGGCGAUAACAACGGCGCUGAUGGUGAUGACACCGACUUCGGUGAUUGGGGUGGUGCAGGCGACGAUGACGAUGGCAGCGGGUACAACAAUAUGGCAGACAUCAGUGCCCGCACUGGCAGUGACGGUGCCGACCGCGGCGCCGAGGCGCGCCGUCUUGUGUCAGGUACUGCAGAGAUGGAGCUGAUCGACACUCUUUUCCACGGCCACACCCAGCUGGCUCUUGAGGCAGAGGACCCAACAUCGUGGUGCCCGCUGAGCGAGGUCUCUGCGAACCCGCUGGUUGGCGUGCAGGGGCUUUCGGAGCUCUCUCGGCUGCACCGCGAGCACCGCUUUGCACAGUCGCAGAAGGGCACCGGCAGCGAUGACGCGGCCCGAAAUUGGAAUAGUGGCGAGCGUGGAAGCAACUUGAGCAGCUCAGUCGGACUUCAGCUAGAGCCACCGUCAAAGCGCGGGCGCAGGGAGCGCACUGUGGUGUUUCGGUUGCCACAGUCGCCGUCGUGUGGGCAGGGGGCUGGCGCCAGCGGCGCCGCCUCCGCGACUUCCACGUUCGCGACGGAGGCGAAGGUACUCCUUGACGACAGUGCGCUGCGCCAGGCGACUACCGCCGCUCGCAAUAUCACCCCGCUUGGCAAGCAGCUCCUCUUGGCGAAGAAUGCUGCGCAGGAGGUGCUGGCCUACACGCAGAGCGCUGUGCAGCGCACCAAGGCGGAGCAGGCGGGGCUGGUGUUACCUGAAGCGCCGAUCCCAGGGAAGACGAUCCCGUCGUACAUGCCGUCCCCAGUGCACACGCAAGACUACUUCCAGCCAUUCUGCACAUCUCUGGCUCACUGGAACCUGUUGCGCAAGUCCGCGACAGGUCACCUCCUCGACAGCGCCGCCCGUGCUCGCAACAACGAAGGGCCGUCGUCGUCGUCCGUGAUGGCGGGGAGCAGCCACAGUGGCAUUACUGGUGACUGCAGCAGCCACAGUGGCCCGGCACGACGCACUGGCGGCUACUUCAGCACCGAAGCUCUGGACGAGGACACCUGCGGUGGUGUUGGCGUUCGGUACGGCGACGACAACAUGCCAGUCGAGUUCUUCCCUGGUGGAGCGGAGGUGGAGGCGCAGGAUGGCGGUGAGGCCGGCGGGGACUACGCCGACUACGCCGAGCUCUACGGUCCCGACGACGACCACAGCGACGAGGAGGAGCGCCGUUACGUGCAGGGUGGCAUCCGCAGCUCUGCGGAUGCGAGCCUUAUCGGAGAGAUAGAGCUAGCCGCAGUAGCCGCGGCCGCGACAACAUCUGCGACGGCCUCUGGCGGCUCCUCGAUGCGCGGCAGCGGCACCGGCAGUGAUGCCCUUCUUGCCGACCCUCUCGAGCUCCUGAAGGUGCUGAGCCCACCCGAGGCGACCAUACCGAACCAGGUGGACGUGGUGAAGCUCCAGCAGCUCAUGUGGGAGGCGCUGCAGGGGCAUCUGACGGCGAACCAGGUGGAGAAGGCCGUUGACCUCGAGACGCUGCGCACCGGCGCCGCCGCUGGGACAUCGCAGACAGCGGAGGAAGACGGGGGUGGCGACACCUCCUCGCGGACAAACCGCAAGGGAGCGGUGGUAAAGGCGCAUGCGCAGGCAGCUCUCAGCAUGAUUCGAAAGCGUGCACGCACGGCGGACGGCGGCGAAGGCGCGCAGUCAGCGGCCUGCAGCAAGGACACCGUAGCGGAUCCUUUCUUUCAUACAGAGUCGAUGGCGACUGGCGUCGCCGCCGCCGCCGCUGCUGCUGCUGUGACGCCGGCGGGGGUGGCACCCGCGCGGUUUAGCGACAUUGUCCGCUCUGUCCUCCCCCAUAUCUCAGCCGUGUCGUCUACCAACACUCUUUCACCCGCCUUUUUCUUCUUCUCCAUCCUCUUUCUGGCGAACGAGCACAACGUGGUGCUGCAGAGCGUUGAGAGCUUGGAUGACUUGGUGGCCUGCGGCAUCGUCGGCCGCGUCGGUGAGUGA